ACACAGGAGAAACUUCUAAAUACGAAGAAAAGGCAGAUGAAAAGUCUCUGAAGAUCAUGACCCUGGCAGAAGGCGACGAGGGAACCUACACGGCCGACGGCACCUCACCAGUCGAAAAGUUCCAGGUCCAAGUGGUACCAGUCUGCACAGGCCAGGCGACAAAGGUGACAUGCAUGGGCAAGCUGGGUGGAGAGCUCGACUUGACGAUGGAUAGCGGCACCACCCCAUUCAAAUGGCAUAAGGACACCACAGAAAUUGUUGCAUCAGAAAAGUACGGUGCAAUCGACGCGAUGACCCUGACGAUCAAGUCCCUGGACGACGACGACGAGAAAGAGUUCAAGGGCACCAGCACCGACAAAAUAGCUCGAGUGUUUGGCGUCCAAGUGGCCAACUGCCUUGGCGCUAAGGGAACCGUGCCGUGCCAGGCCAAGCUGAACGAAGCCCUCAAAUUAGGAAUCUCAGACACAGUUAGUGAUACUGUCACCUGGGUGAAAGUGGACGGCCAGCUCCCCGCCAACAACCUGAAAGUAGGAGCCAACGACGUAGGUCUGAAACUCAAGGACCUGAAAGCAGCCGACGUGGGAACCUACAAGGCCACCUACAACUCUGACAUGGAGGUUUUCUUUGCUGUCAGCGUUCCGGCUGGCGGCGACACCAAAAACAACAAGAAGGACAACAGCGGCGGCGGCAGCAGCAGCAAUAACACCAGCACUGACCAAGUCAAUUUUGGCGAAAGCAAGCCCAAGCCCGAGGACGGCAGCGGCGUCGGCGGCCUGUCCUACUCACCUGCUCUGCUGGUGACGGUCACCCUGGUGCAUCUGCUGCUUCAGCUGGCCGCCUAGAAGACAGCAGCAAGCUGAAGGUGGAGGCAGAAAAAGCCAGCCCACCAGCCAUUGAUUGGUCUCUGCAUGCAUUCUACUACCAUUGAUUUGCCACCAUAGGCGCAUUUAGUCGUUGAUUAAGCUUACAUUUGCCACUGUAGGCGCAUUUAGUUAAGUAAGUUUUGGCGCAUUUAGUCAUUGAUUAAGCUCAUGGAGUUAAUUUGCUUUUCCUUUGAUUGCUUGAACUCAAUGCUGCUCGAUUGUUCUCUUUUUUUUCCCCUAUAUUCAAUAAA
This is a messenger RNA of Syngnathus typhle (broad-nosed pipefish), 1114 nucleotides long. RefSeq lists its product as uncharacterized. The record is from RefSeq and is a predicted model, not a curated record. The coding region runs from base 57 to 842 and encodes 261 amino acids. The transcript has 4 exons. Lineage: Eukaryota; Metazoa; Chordata; Actinopteri; Syngnathiformes; Syngnathidae.